Molecule: messenger RNA, 252 nt
Organism: Clunio marinus
Lineage: Eukaryota; Metazoa; Arthropoda; Insecta; Diptera; Chironomidae
Source: the annotation of a GenBank genome assembly
AUGUAUGUAGGCUACAUACAAACCAGUAUAUUUAUUGUAUCUUGGCAUCAUACAUUUCCAGAAUGGGAUAUACGUCUUCUUUUUAUCUUUUAUAAUGUUGUUACGGUGAUAGAGAAUGUAGAAGUGAGUACUUUGGAUUAUGAAAUAUUUCCUGAAAGAUAUCAACCAACAACGCUAACCGAAAAUGAAACUCGUAAAAAGAAUUUCAUUGAGAAGGUUGUGAUUUUCAAUUUCAUUUGUUUACAAUAUUAA